GUAAGGGUCGUGCUGCAGAGUUGGUAGAGUUGAUAAAGCUUGUGCCGUUCCACGCGUUACGCGCACUCCCCACACGAAUAAAACUUAGAACACUUUACAUUAAUUCUUAUUUAUAAUCACUCCAAACGCGGUAUAGGACAUUUAUUUUUAAUUUUAAGAACUAACAUUUUUCCCCAGAGGCCCCGAGAAAGCGUUUCAACGGGUCGCCAAUAAAGACGAAGCUUCUUGUUUUUAUGACGGAUGAUUUCGUUGUCCAUUGGCGCAGGAUUUCCAUAGGCGACCGGAGCCAAUCAACAGAACCUACGUUGGGACCACUCUGCUUCUGGCAAAUUUGGGACGAGCUCGAAGGAGGUCGCCGACAGUCGUAGCGCCCGCGCUGCCACGGGGCCCGGACCGAGGCCGGUGCGAGGAGGGAUGCAGAUGGAGCAGUACCAGGUGGUGAGCUCGGUGGGGGCCAGCUCGUCCCAGGGCCAGUCCCUGGCAGUGGCCACGGCGGACCACCAGCAGCAGGUGGCCGUGAUGCAGUCGCUGUCCGGCACCCCCAUCACCCACGUCACCACACAGCCGCAGGUGCUCCAGAUGCCCCAGGCCAACGGACAGACGCAGCUGUUGCAGGCGGGUGGCCAGCAGAUCAUGGUGCAGACGCUGCCCAAUGGACAGACGGCUGCCAUACAGAUACAGGGUCAGCCGGGACAGCAGAUGCCUCAGCUGCAGGUGAUUCCCAUUGGCCAACUUCAGGGGCAGCAGGGACAGCAGAUCAUCAUCCAGCAGCCACAGCAGGGCCAGAUUCUGCAGACGUCAGACGGUCAGACUCUGGUCUACCAGCCGGUCACCGUAGACGGAAGCAACUUUGUGCAGGGACACGGAGGCAUCAUCCAGAUUCCAGCAGCGCCGUCUGCCACCCAGCAGGUGGUGCAGACGACGCAGGGCGGUCAGCAGAUCACGCUCCCUUCCUCCGUCGGCGGCGGAAACAUUGUCAUGGUGGUGCCGAACAAUGCGGUGUCGGGGAACGCGGGGGGCGGUGCCGGCGGGGCGGCCACACUGCAGACGGUGCAGCGCAUCCCGAUUCCCGGCGCGGGGGCCACCGCCUCAGCAGCGCCAGCGGACAUAGCGGAGGAAGAGCCGCUCUACGUCAACGCCAAGCAGUACCACCGCAUCCUCAAGAGGAGGCAGGCACGGGCCAGACUGGAAGCGGAGGGACGCAUCCCCAAGGAGCGCAGGAAGUACCUGCACGAGUCGCGGCACCGGCACGCCAUGAACCGGAUCCGGGGAGAGGGCGGCCGCUUCCACUCGGGCAGUUCGCGCAAGGACAAUGGCGUGGGGUCGCCGGGUGACGGGAACAGCAACCACAACUCGGCCGACGGGUCCCAGCAGGACGACGUCUCCAACGGACUCCACGCCAUGGAGAACCAGUCGUCCAAGUACACGUUCACGGUGCAGAACGGCCUCAUCAACGUCAUGGCGCCGGAGAUGAUGGUGGCUGGGGGCGACUCCAACUGAACCCUCCCUCUCCUCCGUCACCCUCACCCGACCAUGUACAUACCACGGGCGCGAGGCCCCCUCGCACGGCAGAUGCGCGUCGGAGACGGCGGUUACGGCGCAGCUAGGGGUGUGUGCAUACCCAAAAUGGUGUUUCGGAUUCGAAUUUACUCCGUAUUCGAACGUAUUCGAAUCGGAACGUGCCUAAAGAAUAUUCGGAUGCUUAGAAACCAUUCGGAUGUUGACCGAAGCGCGUUUGAAUUUGUGUUUCGAUGCAGUCUACCGUAAUGUCCCGAGAGAUGGCCCACCUUAGAUUGAAGGCGAGUUGGGAGAAAAUAAAGUGUAAACUAACUUUCGGUGUGCGAUAAAAAGAAAAGUAGAAAGAAUGCAGUUUUAGAUUUUGCGACCUGCGAAAGUUGAGUUUGCAGGGAGGGGCAACGAACCAAAGACGACUCAUUCCCAGUCAGCAAUGUUUGCGCAUCCUUUGCCGUGGCUGAGUAACACCGUUUUUGCUACGGUCACUGUUGCAAUUACUGGAAGUGGGCUCUGUCUUUUGGCGUUCCCUGUCCCGUCAAAAAGAGGGGACAGGUUAUCUUUCGGGGGUGGGGCAUCUCUCGAGAUAUCACGGUAAGUGUAUUCGAAUCCACAUUUGAAUGCAGCCGAGGCAGAUUCUAAUUUGGAAUCAAACACAGAUGCAGAGUAUAUAUCAUUUGCAUAUAUUUAGAUUGUAUGUACCUUAAUAAUGUUCGAAUUUAGCGGAAGUGAGUGAAUGGUGCUUUCCUUUAUCGUACGCUAUGCCCUUGUUACUUUUUCUGUGCUUCAAAGUUUAACUGUUAACUGUUGUACUUUUUUUAUCUCACUGUCUUUUUUUAAUAUUAUGUUCUGUCGUUCCAUCUCCUGGGAGCUCCAUUUGCUGAUGUAAAAAGGUUGUUGAAAAGGAAAGAGCUAUCCAAAUGUCCCGAAUUUCUUUUUACAAAAAGAAGAAAAAGCCAUUGCGUGUAAAUAAAGACGGUCUGCUAUUCCACACAUGAAUGUAAUUUUUCAACCUGAUCAUCAUCCAGUUACAAUUGUGAAAUCCCUUUACAGUUCCAUUAAAUGUCCGUUUUUGUUUGAAUUGAGCACAAAUGACAAGUUGAAAAUUGACCCUGAGUCAAAUAUGGAUCGACCAGGUUUGAACUGAACUGUAGCGUUCUUUGUUCAAUAAGUAUGCUCGCUGUGAAAAAGCCCAGUUUUGUAUUAUUGUGCAACAUUUUCACUCGUAAUGUGAUUUCAUGAUAAAGUGCUGGUGUCUAUCGUUCUUUUAAGAAUGGUUACGAGUAUAUUUCGAAAUAUCGACACUCAUUCACUUCAUCUUUGAAACUUUGAACAUGCACACACCCCUACCUCCAACUGUUCUGGUUUGCUCAUUAUCACCCUGUGCAUAUUAGCAGUUGUACAUACUACAGACAUCGCAAAGGCAUCAGAAACAUUGCCAUCACUGUAACAACUUUUACUGCGCAUGCUCUCUUGUUUAUUUUGAAAUGGAGAAAAAAAAAAGCUGCGUGAUUUUUGUUGAUGCACAACCCAUCUCCACACUGUGUUUCUUUGCUAAGAGCGGGUUUUGUUCUUUUCUUCCUUUCUCGCAUUGCUGAGGUUAAUGUCACCAAUCGAAGCUGAAGGUGGCAACGUCAUUUUUGCGCUGCCCAGAUUUGGUGUGUGGGAGCACCUGUUAUCGGUUCGCGUCUUUGGUCUUGGGGCUUGAACUGCCUGCCUGGAAUCCAGUAGAAUAUUGUUCCGGUUUUGGGGGAGUGUUUUUGUUCAGUGGCACGUAUCAUGAAGCCAUUUCGUCGCAAGAUGUUUCUGUCGAGGCUCGAUUGCGAGCUUGCCUCGUAAAUUUAGUAACCUUCCCAGCUUCUUGUUUUUGUGUUCUUGAUUCUUUUGUUGCAAAAAGAUGUUAACUUGUUCGUAAGCAAUUAGAAAGAAUAAAGAAAAGGCAAGUAGACUCGUUCUAGCCAAGUUAUAAAUUGCGCACAAGGCGAUUCCAUAAUCCGAUAAACUGACACAAUCACCGAUGACUCUGCCGAAUUGGUUUCGUCUCGAACGCAGUAACAUAAUUUGCGUGCCCUUUCCUCUGUACAUACGCGACGCGCGGUUCAAAGCCACAAAGCGCAUUGCCUCUCCAAGAGUGCCGCAUACUUAUUGUUGUUCCUCUCCCACAAACCUACGCGGUAUUUUGUGUUCUUGUGAAACCUUGCAAAAGCUAGUUCCGUAAACUUUAUCGAAGGCAAUAAUGGCGGCAGCCAAGAAUCAGUCUUUGUCGACUAAUCUCGAAUGUACUUAUUCACCCGUACAGAGUGUGUUGUUGCAAUGUGCGACGACUCCGUCGAACCGUGCAAAUCACCUUCGGCACGCUGCUCCUUGUAAUUUUGCACGAACGUGUUACCGUGUGGUCAACACAUGUCCCGCAAUGUUCGGUGUGAAAGCUAGCAUCGGUCAAAUGUUUCGGAUGGACACAUUUAUUUCACCAUGCAAGGACUCGUUAAGCCUGUUUCCUGACACACCCGGACAAACGGUGCAGCGAGUCACCAUUUAUAUGCAUCAUCUUUAAAAUGUUAGAUCAGUGAUGAAUCAGAACAAUUGGCAUCCUUGCAUUCCAACUAAAAUUACGCACAUUUUUCUCAAAUUGUUUUUUUUCAUAAAUGUUCGAUCAGAGAUGGUUUAAACUGGUUGGCAUUCUUACCUUCCAGUAUUUCUACUAAUAUUGGAUAUAUUUCUCCAAAAUCGUUUUUUUUAUGAUAUUUAAUAUGACUAGUAGAAUGAUUGGCACACUAACCAUGCCAUAUUUUUCCUAAAAUUGCGCAAAAGAUUUUCAGGAUUACUUUAUUGAGAAAUGUUCUACCAGAGACUGUUUACAGCAGUUGGUUAUUUUUAUUUUUACUAGAACGAUGCUAGGUAUUGCUAGGUAUUCGAAAAUAUUUUUAUCGUCAAGAAACAGGCUUAGCAAACUUUGUAAUGAACUUGCAACUUUCAGUGGGCUGUGCGAUUGUAUCUUACAACUUUUGGCGGGCGUUGGUUGGCACGCUGAACUUUCAAAAACACGUCUUUGUUGCACGGUUGCAUCUUCGUAAAUACCUUUGACCCACCGGAAACCGCUCGGUACGACCCAGUCGAUUGACAGGCGGUAAAAUGAUUGGACCCCGAUUGGGCUUUGGCAGGUUUUAUAAAUAAACUCUGGUUUCACAG
Messenger RNA from Ixodes scapularis (black-legged tick), 4701 nucleotides. RefSeq names its product nuclear transcription factor Y subunit alpha (gene Nf-YA). Gene Ontology annotation, cellular component: CCAAT-binding factor complex. Lineage: Eukaryota; Metazoa; Arthropoda; Arachnida; Ixodida; Ixodidae. The record is from RefSeq and is a predicted model, not a curated record. The coding region runs from base 415 to 1500 and encodes 361 amino acids. The transcript has 9 exons. Gene Ontology annotation, biological process: regulation of transcription by RNA polymerase II. Gene Ontology annotation, molecular function: DNA-binding transcription factor activity, RNA polymerase II-specific; RNA polymerase II cis-regulatory region sequence-specific DNA binding.